Molecule: messenger RNA, 2010 nt
Organism: Danaus plexippus (monarch butterfly)
Lineage: Eukaryota; Metazoa; Arthropoda; Insecta; Lepidoptera; Nymphalidae
Product: juvenile hormone esterase-like
Exons: 11
Coding region: 80-1765 (561 amino acids)
Source: RefSeq, a predicted model, not a curated record
GACGUGUUGUCAGCAACAUGUUAGUGUAUCGAGUCCAGCGGUCAGGAGCGAGCACAGCGCCGCGCGCUCUCGUGUCGCGAUGAAGUCUCCCGGAGCUGUUCUGGUCUUCCUCUCCGCCGUGUUCCCCGGACUGUACUGUGAGGACCGGCCGAGGACGGAUGUGAAACAACCGGUUGUCAAAUGUGAAGCCGGUGAGUUCUUCGGUCGUUACGAAGUGUCGCGGAGAGGUCGCCGAUUCGAGUCGUAUCGCGGCAUGAGGUACGCAGAGCCGCCCGUGGGAGAGUUACGUUUCCAGCCUCCAGUUGCUAUCGCGCAGUACUUGGAUCCAGUGAAUGCCAGCGUGGACGGUCCGGCGUGUCCUCACAGGACUCGCCCCGGAUCAUACGUCAGUGAAGAUUGUCUUAGGAUUAACGUGUACAGUCCUCUCAGAGAGGACAGAAGCAGUCCCCUGCCCGUGGUCGUGUACAUUCACGCCGGAGGUCUGUACUCCAUGACGGCCCGCAGUGACCUGGCGGGACCCCACGUGCUGCUGGACAGAGACCUGGUGCUCGUCACCUUUAACUACCGACUUGGAUCAUUAGGUUUCUUGAGCACCGGCGAUGCUCUGGCACCAGGUAACAACGGCUUCAAGGACCAGGUGGUGGCACUCCGCUGGGUCCAAAGAAACAUAGCCGCCUUCGGUGGAGACCCGACCAGCGUCACAAUCGCUGGCUGUAGCGCCGGCUCUCUCAGUGUACUUCUUCAUAUGGUGUCACCGAUGUCUAAAGGCCUGUUUCACCGUGCAAUAUCAAUGAGCGGAUCUCCGAUUAGCAAAGCUCCUCUGACGACCGAUUUAUAUCAGCUCGCCGUUAAACAAGCUCAGCUUCUCGACUGUCCGACAAACAACUCCAAAAUUAUUAUUGACUGUUUGAAGACUAAGUCCUGGCGGGACCUUGGAACUUCGGUUCUUGGUUUCUAUGAAUUUGCUUUUGAUCCAGUACGUAUUUGGAAUCCGGUUGUCGAAAAAGACUUCGGUCAAGAACGUUUCUUGGACAUGCAGCCGACUGAUUCUAUCCGCGAAAACAAGAUCCAUGCUGUUCCGUACAUCGUGAGCCAGACACAAGGAGAGUUCUUCUGGAUGGCAUUUACCGUUCUUAAAAACAAAACAUUAACGAACCGAAUGAAUUCGGAGUGGGAAUCGAUCGCUCCUAUAUCUUUCUUACUUCCGAGAGAAAACAAAACUUACGCAAAAUACGCAGCAAGAAGACUUCGCACCCAAUAUCUAAAAGAUAAAGAUUUAUCCAAUGAAGAAGAGAGUGUUCAAAACUUAGGUUUGUUAUAUGCCGAUGCGAUCGUAAGUUUUCCAGUGCACAGAAUGUUUAAUCUCAUGGUGCGUCACUCGCCGCAGCCUGUUUGGUACUACGAGUUUAGCUUCGUCGGCAAUCACAGUCACUAUGAGGACCCCGUCACUAAAAAGGCCAUCGCGGCCGCACACCAUGACGACCUUAUAUACCUGUUCUCUCUGAGCUACCGUUUCCCCGCUCUGGGGACGGACGGCGAAGACGCUGCCAUGGCCGACCGCCUCACCGCCAUCUGGUACAACUUUGCCAAAUACGGUGACCCCAACCCCCGCGGAGACAGCCGCGAGUUGUCAGGUCUGCGCUGGCCGCAAGCCACCCCUGGACGUCGCACCUACUUACGAAUCGACAACCAACUGUCCCUCCACGAAAAUUUGAAAGAAGAUCGAAUGAAUAUUUGGGAGAAAUUGUACCCCUUAGAGUACUGACACCUUCAUGACAUAUGUAUCCCUAUAAACAUUAACAACGUGAGACAGGGGAGUUUGGAAUUCGUCGCAAUAUGAAAAAGUUUUCGAGAUACAGACGCUAGCUUUUGGAACUGUUUUUACGAUCUAUAUUUCUAGCAUGCAUUAACACACUGCAAUUUAAAUGUGCUGUCAACGAAAUUAAUGUUUCACAUUUUUAAUGGUAAUUAUAAAAAUAUCUUAAUAUAAAAAAGGUAUAUAUUAACAAA